AUGAACGCGUAUCAUCAUCGGCAAUCAUUCUGCGGUUUCGUGCCUUCCUUGGAGAGAAAAAAGGAUGAACGAUACGGUCAUGUGAAGCAGAGGAAAUACUCUGUGGCCAGUCUAACGCAUAAAAUAAACAAGCCGCCAAACGCAGCUGACUUAUGGGAACUAAGAAGAGCUUAUUCUUUACCAGACUGCAAAGAACUUGAAAAAAUGUACUGUCCGAGGAAGUCGUCCCGUAGCAAUUGCAAGACGAUAAUUUCGGACAUACCGGCUGAAGGAGCCAUGAAGCGUACAAGGAGCGUGUCUUUCGCCCCUGAGGUUGUCUUGUUCGCUGCCGUCGCGGAUAACGACGUUGCAGAACUAACAAAGAUUAUGCUUAAAGGUGAAAUUGAUAUAAAUCACCAGAGCCCUUCGGGACUAACAGCCUUACAUUAUGCAGCAGCUGAGGGAAGCUAUGAAUGCGUUGAGUUGUUAAUCGACAGUGGUGCCGAAGUAGAUGUAGUUGACUCUCAAGGCUGUUCCGCGCUGGAUUUCGCCGUGCGCGGAGGACAUUUCGAUUGCGCUUCGCACCUUAUCAGAGCAGGGGCUGAAAUUAAAAAGAUUGUUAAUGGGUUAUAG
This is a messenger RNA of Porites evermanni, 612 nucleotides long. NCBI's taxonomy places the organism in Eukaryota, Metazoa, Cnidaria, Anthozoa, Scleractinia, Poritidae. The record is from the annotation of a GenBank genome assembly.